Messenger RNA from Herpailurus yagouaroundi (jaguarundi), 6676 nucleotides. RefSeq names its product myosin VC (gene MYO5C). The coding region runs from base 200 to 5428 and encodes 1742 amino acids. The transcript has 41 exons. Lineage: Eukaryota; Metazoa; Chordata; Mammalia; Carnivora; Felidae. Gene Ontology annotation, cellular component: actin cytoskeleton; myosin complex; membrane. Gene Ontology annotation, biological process: actin filament organization. The record is from RefSeq and is a predicted model, not a curated record. Gene Ontology annotation, molecular function: ATP binding; actin filament binding; microfilament motor activity.
CAAUCCGCGACUUCUCUCCUCCAGAGGCCGCUAGCCCCGGGGAAGAUAGUCGUCGCAGGAAAACUUACCCCGCAAGGUGGCCCCGCGCAGAUUUACGCGGCGGCCCCGCAGUUACCUGCCCCCGGGUCUCGAAGCCGCGCGCCUAGUGCCGGAGCCUCGCACCUUCGCGGCCCUCCAGCUGCUCUGGCCCGUCUCGCCCAUGGCGGUGGCCGCGCUCUACACGCAGUACAACAGGGUAUGGAUUCCUGAUCCUGAAGAAGUUUGGAAGUCUGCUGAAAUAGCAAAGGACUACAAAGUUGGUGACAAAGUCCUGCGACUUUUGCUGGAGGAUGGAACGGAGCUGGAUUAUUCCAUUGAUCCAGAAUCUCUGCCUCCACUUCGGAAUCCUGACAUCCUCGUGGGUGAGAAUGACCUCACAGCCCUCAGCUAUCUCCACGAACCUGCGGUGCUUCACAAUCUCAGAAUCCGCUUUGCAGAAUCCAAACUCAUUUACACCUACAGUGGAAUCAUUUUGGUGGCUAUGAAUCCUUACAAGCAGUUGCCAAUCUACGGAGAUGCCAUCAUCCAUGCCUACAGCGGGCAGAACAUGGGCGAUAUGGACCCACAUAUAUUUGCUGUGGCUGAAGAGGCGUACAAGCAGAUGGCCAGAAACAAUAAAGAUCAGUCAAUAAUUGUAAGUGGGGAGUCAGGUGCUGGAAAGACAGUGUCUGCUCGCUACGCCAUGAGAUACUUCGCCACCGUCAGCAAGUCCAGCAGUAACGCCCACGUGGAGGACAAGGUUCUGGCAUCGAACCCCAUAACUGAGGCUGUUGGAAAUGCCAAGACCACCCGCAAUGACAACAGUAGUCGGUUUGGGAAAUACACAGAAAUCAGUUUUGAUGAGAGAAAUCAGAUUAUAGGAGCCAACAUGAGAACUUACCUGCUGGAGAAAUCCAGAGUUGUCUUUCAAUCAGAAAAUGAACGAAAUUACCACAUUUUUUACCAGCUCUGUGCGUCUGCGCAGCGGUCGGAAUUUAAACAUCUUAAAUUGGGGAGUGCAGAGGAAUUUAAUUACACAAGAAUGGGAGGCAGUACUGUCAUUGAGGGUGUGAAUGACAGAGCAGACAUGGUAGAGACUCAGAAGACCUUCACACUGCUGGGUUUCAAGGAAGAUUUUCAGAUGGAUGUUUUUAAGAUCCUAGCAGCCAUCCUCCAUCUGGGCAACGUGCAGAUCACAGCGGUGGGCAACGAGAGAUCCUCAGUUAGUGAGGAUGACACUCACCUGGAGGUGUUCUGUGAGCUCCUUGGCCUGGAGAGUAGCAAAUUUGCUCAGUGGCUAUGCAAUCGGAAAAUCAUUACAACCUCUGAGACGGUGGUAAAACCCAUGACCAGGCCCCAAGCUGUCAACGCCAGGGAUGCACUGGCCAAAAAGAUCUACGCUCACCUGUUCAACUUCAUUGUGGACAGAAUUAACCAAGCGUUGCAGUUUUCAGGCAAGCAGCACACUUUUAUUGGUGUUUUGGACAUUUAUGGUUUUGAAACCUUUGAUGUGAACAGCUUUGAACAGUUUUGCAUCAAUUACGCUAAUGAGAAGCUGCAACAGCAGUUUAACCUGCAUGUCUUUAAACUUGAACAAGAAGAAUAUAUGAAGGAAGAUAUCCCUUGGACUCUGAUAGAUUUUUAUGACAACCAACCAGUUAUUGACUUGAUUGAAGCAAAAAUGGGCAUUUUGGAGCUACUGGAUGAAGAAUGCUUGUUACCACAUGGAACUGAUGAAAACUGGCUUCAAAAGCUAUACAAUAAUUUUGUCAACAAGAACGCUUUGUUUGAAAAGCCCAGAAUGUCAAAUACAUCCUUUAUCAUCCAGCACUUUGCUGAUAAGGUAGAAUAUAAAUGUGAAGGUUUUCUUGAGAAGAACAGAGAUACCGUAUAUGAUAUGCUGGUUGAAAUCUUGAGAGCAAGCAAGUUUCAUCUCUGUGCCAGCUUUUUUCAAGAAAAUCCAGUUCCUCCUUCCCCUUUCGGUUCAGCAAUCACAGUUAAAUCUGCAAAGCCAGUCAUCAAGCCAAACAACAAGCAGUUCCGGACCACAGUGGGGAGCAAGUUCCGCAGCUCUCUGUACUUGCUCAUGGAAACCCUCAAUGCAACCACACCCCACUAUGUCCGAUGCAUCAAGCCAAAUGAUGAAAAAUUACCCUUCGAAUUCGACUCUAAAAGGAUUGUUCAGCAGCUGCGAGCCUGCGGUGUUUUAGAAACAAUUCGCAUUAGUGCCCAGAGCUACCCUUCCAGGUGGACAUACAUUGAGUUCUACAGUCGCUAUGGUGUGCUCAUGACCAAGCAGGAGCUUUCGUUCAGUGAUAAAAAGGAGGUGUGCAAGGUGGUUUUACACAGGCUCAUCCAGGAUUCUAAUCAGUACCAGUUUGGUAAAACCAAAAUUUUCUUCAGAGCAGGACAAGUGGCUUAUUUAGAGAAACUCCGAUUGGAUAAGCUCAGGCAGAGUUGUGUUGUGAUACAAAAGCACAUCCGUGGCUGGCUCCAGAGAAAAAAGUUUCUCCGAGAAAGACAAGCUGUCCUGACAAUCCAGCAGUACUUCCGGGGUCAGCAAACUGUGAGGAAAGCUGUUACCGCAACAGCCUUAAAAGAAGCAUGGGCAGCCAUAAUCAUUCAGAAGUACUGUCGUGGAUAUCUUGUCCGCAGUCUCUACCAGCUGAUUCGUGUGGCCACCAUCACCAUCCAGGCCUACACCCGAGGACUCUUGGCGAGGAGGAAGUAUCGGAAGAUGCUGGAGGAGCAUAAGGCUGUGAUCCUUCAGAAAUAUGCACGGGCGUGGCUGGCCAGGCGCAGAUUCCAGAGUAUCCGACGAUUUGUGCUCAACAUUCAGCUUACUUACAGGGUCCAGCGUUUGCAGAAAAAGUUAGAAGAUCAGAACAAAGAGAACCAUGGGCUGGUGGAGAAAGUGACCAGCCUGGCUGCUCUUCGAGCCGGUGACAUGGAGAAGAUUCAGAAACUGGAAUCAGAACUGGACAGAGCAGCUACCCACAGGCACAAUUAUGAGGAGAAGGGGAGGAAAUACAAGGCUGCCAUGGAAGAGAAAUUGGCAAAGCUUCAGAAGCAUAAUUCAGAACUGGAAAUACAAAAAGAGCAAACAGAGCUGCAGCUUCGAGAGAAGACUGAAGAGUUGAAAGAAAAAAUGGACAACCUCACCAAGCAGCUCUUUGAUGAUGUGCAAAAAGAAGAGCAACAAAGAAUACUUCUUGAAAAAAGUUUCGAACGGAAAACACAAGACUAUGAGAAGCAGAUCUGCUCUUUGAAAAAAGACAUUCAAGCUCUCAAGGAUGAGAAAAUGCACCUGCAGCACCAACUGGAGGAAGAACGUGUCACCUCCGAUGCCUUAAAGGGGGAGGUGGCCCAACUGAGCAAGCAGGCAAAGACAAUCUCUGAAUUUGAAAAGGAGAUAGAGCUACUUCAGACACAGAAGAUAGAUGUGGAGAAACACUUGCAAUCACAAAAACGGGAAAUGAGAGAAAAGAUGUCCGAGAUCACCAAACAACUUCUUGAAAGCUAUGACAUUGAAGAUGUAAGAAGCAGGCUCUCUUUGGAAGAUUUGGAACAUUUAAAUGAGGAUGGAGAACUUUGGUUUGCUUAUGAAGGACUGAAGAAAGCAACACAUGUUUUGGAAAGCCAUUUCCAGUCCCAGAAGGAUUGCUAUGAAAAGGAGAUUGAAGCUUUGAACUUCAAAGUGGUACAUCUAAGUCAAGAAAUCAACCACCUGCAGAAAUUAUUUAGAGAAGAGACUGACAUCAAUGAAAGUAUCCGUCAUGAAGUUACCAGGCUGACAUCAGAAAACAUGAUGAUCCCAGACUUCAAACAGCAAAUUUCAGAGCUGGAGAAGCAGAAGCAAGAUCUGGAAAUCCGCCUGAAUGAACAAACUGAAAGCAUGAAAGGAAAACUGGAAGAAUUGUCUAACCAGUUGAACCACAAUCAAGAAGAGGAGGGAACACAAAGAAAGACCUUAGAGGCCCAAAAUGAAAUACACACCAAAGAGAAAGAGAAGCUGAUCAGUAAGAUUCAAGAAAUGCAGCAGGCCAGCGAGCUCUUGAAGAAGCAAUUUGAAAGUGAAAGUGAAGUCAAGAGUAGUUUCCGACAGGAAGCAUCUCGGCUCACUAUGGAAAACAGGGAUCUUGAAGAGGAGUUAGACAUGAAGGACAGAGUGAUUAAAAAGCUCCAAGAUCAAGUUAAAACUCUAAGCAAGACGAUUGAAAAGGGCAAUGAUGUGCACUUGUCCUCAAGACCCAAGGAGUAUCUUGGAAUGCUGGAAUACAAGACAGAAGAUGAGGACAAGCUCAUUCAAAACCUCAUUCUCGACUUGAAGCCUCGUGGUGUGGUGGUGAACAUGAUCCCAGGGCUGCCCGCUCACAUCCUGUUCAUGUGUGUGCGCUACGCAGACUCUCUAAACGACGCCAACAUGCUCAAGUCCCUCAUGAACAGCAUCAUUAGUGGCAUCAAGCAGGUGGUUAAGGAACAUUUAGAAGACUUUGAGAUGCUAUCUUUUUGGCUUUCCAAUACAUGUCAUUUCCUCAACUGCCUAAAGCAGUACAGUGGUGAAGAGGAAUUCAUGAAGCUUAAUAGUCCACAUCAGAAUAAGAACUGCUUGAACAAUUUUGACCUUUCAGAAUACAGACAGAUUCUUAGCGAUGUGGCAAUACGAAUAUAUCAUCGGUUCAUUGUUGUAAUGGAAAAUAACAUUCAACCAAUAAUAGUGCCGGGCAUGCUGGAGUAUGAGAGCCUGCAAGGCAUCUCCGGCCUGAAGCCCACGGGCUUCCGGAAGCGGUCAUCUAGCAUAGAUGACACGGACGCCUACACCAUGACCUCUGUCCUGCAGCAGCUGAGCUACUUCUACAGCACCAUGUGCCAGAACGGCCUGGACCCUGAGCUGGUGAGGCAGGCUGUGAAGCAGGUCUUCUUCUUGAUCGGGGCGGUCACCCUGAACAGCCUCUUCCUGCGCAAGGACAUGUGCUCCUGCAGAAAAGGGAUGCAGAUCAGAUGCAACAUCAGCUACUUAGAAGAAUGGCUUAAAGAUAAGAAUUUGCAGAACAGCUUGGCUAAGGAAACUUUGGAGCCUCUCUCUCAGGCAGCCUGGUUGCUUCAGGUCAAGAAGACCACAGACAGCGAUGCCAAGGAGAUCUAUGAAUGCUGUACCUCACUGUCUGCUGUGCAGAUCAUAAAGAUCCUUAAUUCAUACACACCUAUAGAUGACUUCGAGAAAAGAGUGACUCCAUCCUUUGUUCGCAAAGUACAGGCUCUCCUAAAUAGCCGGGAGGAUUCAUCACAGCUGAUGUUGGAUACAAAAUAUCUCUUUCAAGUUACCUUUCCUUUUACCCCCUCUCCACAUGCUCUGGAAAUGAUCCAGAUCCCCAGCAGUUUUAAGCUAGGUUUUCUCAAUAGAUUAUAGCAGGAGAAAGGAGAGGAAAUGUAUGUUUCCCUCAGAAGCCAAAUGAAGGUCAAAUAUGAGGGAUGUGGUUGUUAAUUGGAACUGGAAAUGCUUUGGAAUGUGAUGUAAAGAAGCAAAGAAGAAUUCUCCAAGAUGGGCCACAUCUUCUCUUGUUCCCCGUGAUGGUGCUGCCACUGUCAUUUUGUAAGAGUUAACACACACCAGCUGCAGUUGGAAAGGCCAUGUCUACCUUCUGAAUCACAGCCAGCUUUUACUGGAAUUCCUCGAAGGCCCAUGUUUUCUUCCAGGUGCCUCUUGUCUAGAUCUGUUUUGUGACAGGGCUCCCCUCAAAGGGAGUAUGAUCUGGGGACACAGUGCCCCCUAAGUUUACUAAUGUUCAUGUGAAGCCCAGGUACAUUUAUGAAGCCGUGAGUGGGUUCCAGGGCUGAGUCUUCCAGGAAAUAAUCCCAUUUGGCCACAAUGCCCUGUCGAAAUUCCUCUCACCCCAUGCCUCCUGCCCAGGGUGGGAGGGGUGGGGUUCACUGUCACUAAAAAUGCUCCUGCAUGAAAAAAUAUUUAUUAUUUAAGAGCCCUCUAGUUUUUAGGCAAAUAUUCAGUCUGAAAUGAAUCAUGUGAAGUGUUAUAUAUAUAGCUACCUAAAACGAAUAUAUUAUUAAAAUUAAUUGCCAGGGCAUUUACCACCUCUUCUGAAAGAACAUUUCUUCAUGUUUUAUCUGCCAACAUAUUGGCCAUAUGUUUUUCAUUGUUCAAUAUCGUUCGUGCAACAGCUUCUCUAAAAACUAAGUUUAAAAGGCAACCUAAUUGGUUUUCUCUCUCUUUUCAGCAUUCAAAUGUUUUUAAAUUUUCCCAUAAAAAAAACCUGAAGAAUUAUGUCAGUUCUUCCUGUUGAGAAACCAGUAUUUCCCAAGUUUCAUGAAAACCAACCAUCCCUUGUCCCCCCAGACGUUUUCAUUCCUUCCUUCAGAGCAUGUGAUGUUGCACUGCUAGCCUGUGGCAUGUGGCCCAUUCCAAGAAUCCAACCAGCCCUCCUGUCUCUGACAGACUCACAGGCACGAGCUGUGGUUCUAUCCCACAGAUCUAUGUCUUAGGAGUGAUAAUACAUGAUUAUGAAGCAACAUCACCCUAUUAAUAUGUAACAAUGCCUUUUCAUAUUAUAAAUGAUUUAGUUCUUUUAGAUACGUUGUAUAUGAAGAAAUGAAAAAGUAGAACUUUUAAAUAUUUUAAUCAAUAAAAUAAAUUACCAAAUGA